GACCUGUUUCGACGUUGAAUGGACUUCCGUGUGCGGAUAAUUUUUAUCGCUUGUGCUUGUGGCUAUUUACAUCUGGCAUCGGCUGUCAAUUCUGUGGAGGAAAUUCCACCCCCUUUGCAAGUGCAAAAAGAAGGUAGCUCCCGUACUUCCCGAGUGGAUAAGAAGCUUCCAUCGUUGCAAGCAACAAGCCCCUUAACUGCAACAAACUCCACAUUUUCGAACAAAUCCGAGGCAGCGACUGUGGUUGGGAAAAGUACGAGUCAAAGCAAAACUUCUUUGGAACUUGUCAAGAGUACAAAACCUACAGUGAGCACAAGGAAAUCCACGGAGAGCGAUUCCGCUCCAAAAGCUGCUGCUCCUGAGUUUGAAGAUCGUAACGAACAAGAUGAGGGUGGAAAGGGUGAAGAGGACCCUGAUGCACACGUUGACGAAGGAGCCAACGCAGCACCACCGGCGGACGACGUAGCUGCCGGUGAAGGGGUAGCCAAAGAAGAUACAGAACCUGCGAAAGGUAAAGAAAAAGAAGAGAAUCAGCUUGGGGCUAUGGUUGAAGAUGCGAAAGGCAAUGUGUUACCUCCUCCUCCCAAUAAGAUUGCGACAAAAAUCGAUUUUGAUCAGUCAGAAGAUUCACAUUUCAUGGUAUUCUUCAUCAUCGCAGGAGUAGUCGUGUUCUGCCUCUACCUUAUACACCACAACAAGAAGAAAAUAUUGGGUCUGAUGUUUGAGGGACGAUCUGGACGCACAAGACGAAAUGUUCGCUAUAGAAGGUUAUCACAGCGCGACGACGCUAAAGAGGACGUUAUCUACUGAGUUGUACAUUAUGUUCUUGUUUUCAAUUCCACAGAUUUUUCUGUUUCUUUAUGUUAUGUUUGUCCUCCUGAACACUCCACAUUCAAUUCGAACUUAUCAUCCAUGCUUUAUCUCUAUUUAGUUGUGGUCUAAUGCUCUUUGUCACUUAAGAUUUGUUCUCAAUAACUUAAGUAUUACAGUUAUUACGGUUCGUUAAAGCAGUUUCCAAGAAAAUGUGUACAUUCUUCUUCCGUGAAUUUUAUGUGCCUUCAGAAGCGAAUUACUGUGAUGGUAAGUCUGAAGAUUGAAUUGUAAAUGUGUGCAAUAAUAAAGAUGGUAU
Molecule: messenger RNA, 1129 nt
Organism: Cylicocyclus nassatus
Lineage: Eukaryota; Metazoa; Nematoda; Chromadorea; Rhabditida; Strongylidae
Source: the annotation of a GenBank genome assembly